GCAAGACUGGCUGCCCUGCAACCACACACCUCACCUUUAAAGGUUACCUGGCCCAGUAAGAACCAACGACGUCACGCGUCCCGUCCUCAGGACAGGUCGCGCGUCACCUUGACAAGGGUUGUAUCAUGGAAUGAGGAAAAGAAGAUCACACCAUCUGGACAGAAUACUUUAAGAUAUUAACUCUCAUCGAUAACAACUAUCAGUAAUGUGAAAAUUAGACAUAAUAAAUUGACAGUCACAGAAUUUGAAAGAAACAGUUGUAAGUCAGGUCCAGUUUCAGAAUGUACCGCCAGUGCGCGAGUCUGGUGGAACGACACCGGUCAGAGCUGAGUUUCGCAUUGCUGUUGUCAGGCUAUGCGCUCUACCUGAUUCUUGGCGCAUGGGUCUUCUCCGCGGUUGAGCUUCCAUAUGAGCAACGGCUGCGCGAACAGCUGGAGACCGCCCGGCAAAAGUUUCUCUGGGACAACGCGUGCGUGUCUGACGAAAGGCUCGAGGAGCUUCUGACCCGCGCACUGCAUGCCAAUAACUACGGCGUAUCGGUGCUCGGUAACGCUAGCGAAAACAACUGGGACUUCAUCUCCUCUCUGUUCUUUACCAGCACAGUUCUAACCACCACGGGCUAUGGUCACACUGUACCACUGUCAGAUGGAGGAAAGGCAUUCUGUGUGUUCUACUCUCUCCUCGGAAUCCCCGUCACUCUCCUCUUCCUCUCCGCCCUGGUACAAAGAAUUAUGGUCCUGGUGACACGCCGGCCUGUGGCGUACCUUCACCUGCGAUGGGGAGUGUCCAAACCAAAGUUUGCCGCUGUCCAUGCGGCAUGUCUAUCCGUUGUUGCAGCACUGCUCCUCUUCCUCCUACCAGCGGUAGUGUUCUGCAGGCUGGAGCCUCUAUGGAGCUACCUGGAGUCCCUCUACUUCUGCUUCAUCUCGCUUACUACAAUUGGCCUAGGAGACUAUGUACCUGGAGAGACUCACAAUACCGUUCCCAACUCUCACCGCACGCUAUAUAAGCUGGCUAUUACACUGUACCUGUUGCUUGGCUUGGUGUGUCUGUUGGUGGUGGUGGAGACGUGUUGUGAGCUGCCACAGCUGAAGAGCUUCAGGAGGAUAUUCUACAGAGAAAAUAAAGCUCCAGAGUCAGAGACCAGAGACCAGGAGGAGUUUAGCAGCACAGAACAUGAUCAAAUGACUGACCACCUAACUGAUCAGCUGACCAUCUCCUCAGUGUCCGCCCAGGCCGCCUCCCUCCGCCAGGACAACACAACCUGGCAAUAGCAUAAAAUAGAUACUUCACUGUGUAUUGAUGAGAAUGGAAAUGUGUCUUCUGCCUCUUCUGCCUUAUGCCCCCCCAUUGUCAGUCCUGCAAUUCCAGAGGUCACCAACAGAUAUUUUUGCUUAACCCUCAACUGGUAAUGAAAAACCUGCAAAAGUAUUUUAAAAAUGAAAAAUAUAUAUAAAAACACGUCACAAUUGCAAGAAAGAUGUACAAUAUUUACAGAGCUCUAUGCCAAGGCUUCCUCACAGGUGAAAAGUGAUUGCACAUUUUGAAACCAUGCAGCCUCCCGGUUGAGGGUUGCGGUGUGAGCCGUGUACCCUGUUCAAAGCGGCUGGCGAAGUCUGCUCAAAACAAAUUGUCGUAUGUAAAGCACGUGGAGAAGGGGGAGACCAAGGUUGGUUGUCACACGGAUUGGUUGUCACAGUGCUUAUAGAGAGCAAUGGUAAUGCCGUUUUUUGUAGACACCAACUCCGCCAAGGCUCGUUGGCCAAGCCUAUCGGAAAUUCAUUCGGCCUCAGAAAUUGCAGCCCAAAUAAAUGCUUCACAGAGUUCAAGUAAAGACACAUCUCAACAUCAACUGUCCCGAGGAGACUGAAUCAGGCUUUCAUGGUAAAAUUGCUGCAAAGAAACCACUACUGAAGGACACCAAUAAUAAGAAG
This is a messenger RNA of Oncorhynchus mykiss (rainbow trout), 1934 nucleotides long. RefSeq names its product potassium channel subfamily K member 1. The record is from RefSeq and is a predicted model, not a curated record. Gene Ontology annotation, cellular component: plasma membrane. Lineage: Eukaryota; Metazoa; Chordata; Actinopteri; Salmoniformes; Salmonidae. Gene Ontology annotation, molecular function: outward rectifier potassium channel activity; potassium ion leak channel activity. Gene Ontology annotation, biological process: potassium ion transmembrane transport; stabilization of membrane potential.